CGUUCACGCAACCAUCUCUACAGAUCACAGAAAUGCACUCAGCGGGAGUCCCUGCCACAUAACAGAGAAAAUAUUAACUUUGAACUCUAAGAGAAAAGAACGUUGAGUGGUGUAUAAAUAUUCAUGGUUAAAUUGUGUCAAAAAACGAAAAUCAGCCUGCUGGCAUCAUUCAAGCCAACACCUUGUUGGAACAAAGUCCAUCAUGGCGGAGCUGAACGCAUCUCUGCUGAUGAGUAAGGUGCAGUCGGACUUGGAGAUUUUGAAAAGCAACAAUGAUCAGAUCUUCCUUAUUGUAAUGGGAAUGCUGAUUUUUUUCAUGCAAUGCGGAUUCGCGUUUCUGGAGGCCGGGGCAGUCCGCUCUAAGAACACCACCAAUAUUCUUAUCAAGAACGUUCUCGACGGCUUUCUGGGCGCAUUGGCAUAUUGGUUGUUCGGCUAUUCGUUCGCAUUUGCAAAUGAAAGUAACGCGUUCAUCGGACACUGGAAUUUCGCUAUGUCUUACCUCCCACUUAACCUCUUCUCCAAAUGGUUUUUCCAAUUCGUCUUUGCUGCAACCGCGGCCACUAUUGUAAGCGGUGCCAUGGCAGAGAGGACAGAGUUCAUGGCAUAUCUGUUCUACUCGUGCCUUCUGACUGGAUUCAUUUAUCCUGUCGUAACGCACUGGGGAUGGGAUGGAAACGGGUGGCUUAGCAAAGGCCUGAAUUACGAUGAUGGUGGUGUCACAGUCAAUGUACCGUAUCAGGACUUUGCGGGCAGCGGUAUUGUUCAUGUUGUUGGAGGGACAUGCGCACUAGUCGGCGCCGCCAUACUCGGACCCAGGAUUGGCCGUUUUGUGAAUGGAAAGCCCGUCACAAUCCCCGGACACACAGUGCCCAUGACUGCCUUGGGAGGGUUCAUCUUGUUCAUGGGGUUUCUCGCCUUCAACGGCGGGUCUCAAGCCCAGAUGUCGCAGGCCGGAGACGCGGAGGCUGUUGCUUUAUCUGUCGUCAACACUAUCAUCGCCGGUGCUGGUGGUGCGGUAACUGCGCUUUUUAUUAAGAGAAUUGUACCCGGGGCGGGAAAGAACUGGAGUCUGUUGACGACUAUCAAUGGCGGGCUAACAGGAAUGGUCUCGAUCUGCGCUGGAUGUAACGCAGUGUACCCGUAUUGCGCGCUUGUCAUCGGUAUCCUCGGUGGAAUGACGUACGUACUCUGGAGCGCGGCAAUACUGAAGAUGAAAAUUGAUGACCCUCUUGACUCUUGCCCUGUGCAUAUGGGCGGUGGAGUAUGGGGAGUUUUGGCCGUUCCAUUGUUUAACUACAAAACAGGGAUUCUCUACCGGUGGAAUAAAUACUCGUUCUACGCUUGGGCCUGGAACAUCGUAGGUCUGUUGGCCAUCAUGGCCUGGUCUGCAGGCUGCGCCGCACUUAUGUUCGGGUUUUGCCAUUUAAUUGGGAAGUUGCGAGUUCCUGAAGACAUUGAAAGGAAAGGUCUCGACAUCCCCAAGCACGGCGAGCCCGCUUACCCCGUGGUAAGUUACGGCGAUGGGUGGAACAUGGAGGAGUACCAGCUUGGCCCCGGCGGCUUUGUCGACAAAUCGAGGCACGUGAAUGGGAACUCUUCCGAGCAGGGACCGGUCGAAGCGAUUGCUAUCGGGAAACUAGACGGAGACAAACGCACCAACGGCGAUAGCAGCCCUCCCGGGAGAGUCAACACGGGUUUCUAGAGUACUUCAACAGUACGGGAACGACACAUAGAAUACGUAAUAACACACGCUUCUAGAUUACUUCAACAGUCGAUAGACGUUUCGACGGUUAGUAACACACAAAGAAAAGUCAACAUGGUCUUGUAGAAAAUUCCAGCAAAUGUACAGCAUAGCAUAGCGAAUUUUUUUCGACAUGUUUUGGGCUAGGUUUGUUGUCCUAUUAUGGAUAUUCAAUUUUCCCAGUGUUCAAAGUUAAAAUGGGUUACGUAGAGCAUGUGCCAUUAGUGGGCGAAAUCUUCUCAAGAAAACUUGAAUAUCCUAUGUAUUUUGAUCACACAAUGAAGCAAUGUAAAUAAGCUCACAGAAGUAAUCAAUCAUUAUAUUUUCCAAUGUUACUGUUGAUAAACUCUGUAUAACGACGGCUGUGUCACUUGUAAAUGCUUAAAAAAAUAAAUGGGUCUGAUGUU
Messenger RNA from Nematostella vectensis (starlet sea anemone), 2151 nucleotides. RefSeq names its product putative ammonium transporter 1. Gene Ontology annotation, molecular function: ammonium channel activity. The record is from RefSeq and is a predicted model, not a curated record. The coding region runs from base 203 to 1705 and encodes 500 amino acids. Gene Ontology annotation, cellular component: membrane. Gene Ontology annotation, biological process: ammonium transmembrane transport; ammonium homeostasis. The transcript has 10 exons. Lineage: Eukaryota; Metazoa; Cnidaria; Anthozoa; Actiniaria; Edwardsiidae.